ACAACAUUACAUUCUUCUUAGUGGCAGGAAGAACUGUGCAGAACGGCUUUAGGCAACUAUAACAAGCAUCUCAGAGAAAAUGGAGCAGAGACUCAAAGUCAGUCUGCUGUUUUUUAUUGUGGUUUUGGCCAUACUCGUUUAUUCCAAUCCCAUCAAUGGCUUUAAUCUGGAUCUCAACAACUACACAGUCUUCUCUGGGCCUGAGGACAGCUACUUUGGGUUCUCAGUUGACUUUUAUCAGUCCAGCAGCAAACGUAUAAGUGUGGUGGUUGGAGCACCCAGAGCAAACACCAGCCAGCCGGGGAUCUCUCGUGGUGGUUCUGUCUUCAUGUGUCCCUGGACAUCAAGUGGAGAAUCGUGUCAAACUUUAAACUUUGACCAAAAAGGUGAUGAAAACAUAAAAUUAGGUAAAAUGCUUCUAAUGGCCCACAAGUCCAACCAGUGGUUGGGUGCUUCAGUCCGAACCUACAAAAACUACAUCUUGGCCUGUGCUCCCAUGUUCCACUGGAACGUGCUUACGGAUAAAGAGGAAGCCAUGAACACACCUGUUGGGAACUGCCAGCUUUUGGACACGCAAACAGGAGAGGUGGCAAACUACGCCCCCUGCAGGGAACUUCACGUAGAGGCCAUUUACUCCAGUGGCUAUCCUGACAGACGUUACUGUGAGGCUGGAUUUACCACAGAUAUCACAGAGGUUACUUGCUUCUCUUUUAAUGACAGUGGAGUUUGAAUUUUUAAAUCCAUU
Puntigrus tetrazona (Sumatra barb) is the source of this 745-nucleotide messenger RNA. Its product is annotated as integrin alpha-IIb-like. The record is from RefSeq and is a predicted model, not a curated record. Gene Ontology annotation, biological process: cell-cell adhesion; cell adhesion mediated by integrin; angiogenesis. Gene Ontology annotation, cellular component: integrin complex; external side of plasma membrane. The transcript is spliced from 5 exons. Gene Ontology annotation, molecular function: integrin binding. Bases 80 to 730 code for a protein of 216 amino acids. Lineage: Eukaryota; Metazoa; Chordata; Actinopteri; Cypriniformes; Cyprinidae.